This is a messenger RNA of Paramuricea clavata, 807 nucleotides long. NCBI's taxonomy places the organism in Eukaryota, Metazoa, Cnidaria, Anthozoa, Malacalcyonacea, Plexauridae. The record is from the annotation of a GenBank genome assembly.
AUGUUGAAGCGUUUACCGACGCUAUUAUCGGGCAAAGCGUUUGUAAUGUUCGAGCGGCUUGGAGACGACAAAAAGGAAGAUUUCAAAGUCCUUAUAGCAGCGAUAAAGGAAGCGUUCGGCGGCGAUGAAACAAGCAAACAUAUUGCUAUGAUGGAGUUUCGUCGACGUGCGCGCAAGCCUGGAGAGGACAUUCAAGUUUUCGCGUAUGGGUUGGAAACAUUGCUCAGCCGAGCGAUCCCUAAUAUCGGGAAUGACGAGAGAGAUACGCUUUUAAAACAACAAUUUAUUGAAGGAUCGUCUCCUGCGCUAAAACAGGAGCUAUUGCAAAGACCGAGCCUGAAAUACGAGGAGACCGUCAAGAUUGCACAACAAUUAGAUUUGACACCCCAGCUGUCAAGUCCAAAUGCUGAUCAUGAUGUGAACCUGACGAGAGUUCAGAGAGAGAACGUAUCUAGCAGCGAGUCAACAGUGGUGUGCCAGUUAAAGGAAAGCGUUGAGGUCCUCACCGAAAAGGUUAACCAACUUUCCGCAUCGGUAAAUAACAUCAGCGAAGUGGCAGCGAUACGAACGGAGAACCCCCGUCGUGGUAGAGCUUGUUAUAACUGCGGCGGAUUUAACCAUAUCGCGAAGGAAUGUCGACAACCCAAGCGAAGAAAUGAUCGUAGAAGAAAUGACCCUGGGCAACGCCGGAACGAGAAUUACUGCUUUGUGUGUGGUGACCUCGGACAUUUCGCCCGUGAUUGUCAAUAUCGGUAUCAAGCCCCACAACGACACCAGGGAAACUACCAAGGGCUGACCCGCUAUUAG